This is a messenger RNA of Budorcas taxicolor (takin), 3150 nucleotides long. It is a transcript of the gene CNTN1, whose product is annotated as contactin 1. The transcript is spliced from 23 exons. Lineage: Eukaryota; Metazoa; Chordata; Mammalia; Artiodactyla; Bovidae. Gene Ontology annotation, biological process: cell-cell adhesion; brain development. The coding region runs from base 1 to 3150 and encodes 1049 amino acids. Gene Ontology annotation, molecular function: cell-cell adhesion mediator activity. The record is from RefSeq and is a predicted model, not a curated record.
AUGGCAGCUUUCAUCCUAUUGGAGAGCAACACCAGUGCCAAAAAGGCUGGAGCCAGUGCCAGGUAUGGGCCAAGGUACACGCUGGGGCAGUCACAGAAAACUGAGUUUACAUGGCACAGAAGGUAUGGUCAUGGAGUUUCUGAGGAAGACAAAGGAUUUGGACCAAUUUUUGAAGAACAACCAAUCAAUACCAUUUAUCCAGAGGAGUCACCGGAAGGAAAAGUUUCACUAAACUGUAGGGCACGAGCCAGCCCUUUUCCAGUUUACAAAUGGAGAAUGAAUAAUGGGGAUAUUGAUCUGACAAGUGAUCGGUACAGUAUGGUAGGAGGAAACCUUGUUAUCAACAAUCCGGACAAACAGAAAGAUGCUGGAAUAUAUUACUGUCUGGCAUCAAAUAACUAUGGGAUGGUCAGAAGCACUGAAGCAACCCUGAGUUUUGGAUAUCUUGAUCCUUUCCCACCCGAGGAACGUCCUGAGGUCAGAGUGAAAGAAGGGAAAGGAAUGGUGCUGCUCUGUGACCCUCCAUACCAUUUCCCAGAUGAUCUUAGCUACCGCUGGCUUCUAAAUGAAUUUCCUGUAUUUAUCACAAUGGAUAAACGAAGAUUUGUGUCUCAGACAAAUGGCAAUCUCUACAUUGCUAAUGUUGAGGCAUCUGACAAAGGCAACUAUUCUUGCUUUGUAUCCAGUCCCUCGAUUACAAAGAGUGUGUUCAGCAAAUUUAUCCCGCUCAUUCCACUACCUGAACGAACAACAAAACCAUAUCCUGCUGAUAUUGUAGUUCAGUUCAAGGAUGUAUAUGCAUUGAUGGGCCAAAACGUGACUUUAGAGUGUUUUGCACUUGGCAAUCCUGUUCCUGAUAUCCGAUGGCGAAAAGUCCUAGAACCGAUGCCAAGCACAGCUGAGAUCAGCACCUCUGGAGCUGUCCUCAAGAUCUUCAAUAUUCAGCUGGAAGAUGAAGGCAUAUACGAAUGUGAGGCUGAGAACAACAGAGGAAAGGAUAAACACCAGGCAAGAAUUUAUGUUCAAGCGUUUCCUGAGUGGGUGGAACACAUCAAUGACACAGAGGUGGAUAUAGGCAGUGAUCUCUACUGGCCUUGUGUGGCCACGGGGAAGCCCAUUCCUACCAUCCGAUGGCUGAAGAAUGGAUAUUCGUAUCAUAGAGGGGAAUUGAGGCUGUAUGACGUGACCUUUGAAAAUGCUGGCAUGUACCAGUGCAUAGCUGAAAACACACAUGGAGCAAUUUAUGCAAAUGCCGAGUUGAAGAUCUUGGCUUUGGCUCCAACUUUUGAAAUGAAUCCUAUGAAGAAAAAGAUCCUUGCUGCUAAAGGAGGACGGGUUAUAAUUGAAUGCAAACCUAAAGCUGCACCCAAACCGAAAUUUUUAUGGAGUAAAGGCACAGAGCGGCUUGUCAACAGCAGCAGAGUACUCAUUUGGGAAGAUGGCAGCUUGGAAAUCAAUAACAUUACAAGGAGUGAUGGAGGCGUCUAUACAUGCUUUGUGGAAAAUAAUAAAGGGAAAGCUAAUAGCACUGGGACUCUUGUUAUCACAGAUCCCACACGAAUUAUAUUGGCCCCGAUUAACGCUGAUAUCACUGUUGGAGAAAAUGCCACCAUGCAGUGUGCCGCUUCCUUUGAUCCUGCCCUGGAUCUGACAUUUGUUUGGUCCUUCAAUGGUUAUGUGAUUGACUUUAACAAAGAGAACAUUCAUUACCAGCGGAAUUUUAUGCUGGAUUCCAAUGGGGAGCUGCUCAUCCGAAAUGCCCAGUUGAAACACGCUGGGAGGUACACGUGCACUGCUCAGACAAUUGUAGACAAUUCUUCAGCCUCUGCUGAUCUUGUUGUGCGAGGCCCUCCAGGCCCUCCAGGUGGUCUGCGAAUAGAAGACGUUAGAGCCACUUCUGUGGCACUUACUUGGAGCCGUGGUUCAGACAAUCAUAGUCCUAUAUCUAAGUACACUAUCCAGACGAAGACUAUUCUUUCAGAUGAUUGGAAAGAUGCGAAGACAGAUCCCCCAAUUAUUGAAGGAAACAUGGAGGCAGCAAGAGCAGUGGAUUUAAUCCCAUGGAUGGAAUAUGAAUUCCGUGUGGUAGCAACAAAUACAUUGGGUAUAGGAGAGCCCAGUAUACCAUCAAACAAAAUUAAAACAGAUGGCGCUGCACCUAAUGUGGCUCCUUCAGAUGUAGGAGGUGGGGGUGGAAGCAACAGAGAACUGACCAUAACAUGGGCGCCAUUGUCAAGAGAAUACCACUAUGGCAACAAUUUUGGUUACAUAGUGGCAUUUAAGCCAUUUGAUGGGGAAGAAUGGAAAAAAGUGACAGUUACUAAUCCAGAUACUGGCCGCUAUGUCCAUAAAGAUGAGACCAUGCGUCCUUCCACUGCAUUUCAAGUCAAAGUCAAAGCUUUCAACAACAAAGGAGAUGGACCCUACAGUCUCACAGCUGUCAUCCACUCCGCACAAGACGCUCCCAGUGAAGCCCCAACAGCAGUAGGAGUAAAAGUCUUAUCAUCUUCUGAGAUAUCUGUUCAUUGGGAGCAUGUUGUAGAAAAAAUAGUAGAAAGCUAUCAGAUUCGGUACUGGGCUUCCCAUGACAAAGAAGCAGCUGCACACAGAGUUCAAGUUGCUAGCCAAGAAUACUCGGCCAGGCUGGAGAACCUUCUGCCUGACACCCAGUAUUUUGUGGAAGUCAGGGCGUGCAAUAGUGCAGGGUGUGGACCUCCCAGUGAUAUGAUUGAGACCUUCACCAAGAAAGCACCUCCAAGCCAGCCUCCGCGGAUCAUCAGUUCCAUAAGGUCUGGUUCACGCUACAUAAUCACCUGGGAUCAUGUGGUUGCACUGUCAAAUGAAUCUACAGUGACGGGAUAUAAGGUACUCUAUAGACCUGAUGGCCAGCAUGAUGGCAAGCUGUAUUCAACUCAUAAACACUCCAUAGAAGUCCCAAUCCCCAGGGAUGGAGAAUAUGUUGUAGAGGUUCGUGCACACAGUGAUGGAGGAGAUGGAGUUGUGUCUCAAGUCAAAAUUUCAGUAAGAGGUGAUGAAGUCCUGGAUAAUUAUGGCAGACUGUGGAGAGAAACAGUGGAGCAGAGAAAUUCUAGAGCUCUCUUAGAGAUGGAAUCAAGUAUACAUGGUGACCAAGAUGGUGUAUGCAAAUGA